AUGGACGAGCACCAAGCACUUCCUGAGGCCAUCCAGAAUGCUCAGCAGUCACUUGCCCCUUAUGUCAAGCAGAGGCAAGAGGUUGUGCAAAUACGUCGAGUAUUAGCAUCUCAUCUGAGCUCUCACGUGAACGGAAACGUCGACAAUUCUCUUCCUCGUCCACUAUCGCUUGUGGAUGCUGCUUGCAGAGUAGAUGGAGUGUCUCAUGGUGUUACAGGACUCCAGAAGGAGUACCUGAGAUGCGUCCGGGCCAAUGUCAAGGCACAGGCACAGUACGCUGAGGUCAGCAGAGCACAUCGACCUGUAUUUGAAGAGCAAGGCAUGGCGUUCGAUGUAGCUUCCGCCAAUGGGCCUAGUUUGCCCUUGGAAUCCUUCAUUGAUUUAGUCAUUCAGCGACAGAAACACGAGACUCUACGAAUUAUUCAAGAUUACCUGGAUGUUCUGGCGCAGAAGCCUGCUGCUGCGCUCGAGCAUCUGGAUCCCCAGACAGUGCUGAGAGACGUUGAAACUCUACCCCGAAUGCCAUCGGAGGUUUUGAAUGGCUCUAUCUCUGCUCAAGUGUCAGCUAUGGAUGAUUUAAAAGAGCUCAUUGACCGACUUGAGAAAUCGGUUCUUCGUGCCAGAAUGCUACUUAAGAGAGAGCAAAAUCUUCUCGCUAAGAUCAAGACCGAUAACGCUACAGCAACUGGAGGCCAUGGAGGUCGUCUGGAGGCAAUUGGAUUUACACGAUCAACUCUGAUAAAUUGGAUCGAGGCGGAAUUGUCUCGAGCUGGUGAAAGCAGUUCCGACUCGGCAUCUCAAGACCCUGCUAUUUCUAACAAGAGAGGAAAUCAUUUUAUCGAGUCAGAGCUUUUGUCUAUUCACAGACAAUAUGUUCGGUAUACGAAAGCGCGUCAGGCUCUUGUCAAUAUAACAAUAGGAGAUCUGGAACUUCCAGACGUGUCACCAACGGAUGAACAAACAGACUUACCAGAGAGCAAGCCACCAUACAGCUCGAACGGCAUGGAGAUUGUCCAUCCUUACCUAGAAGAGAUGGUCUCAAUUUCAUGUGAGCAGAAGGCCAUGAUACAGCAAAAGUCUCACCUCACUAUCAGUCUCUCUAAACAGCUGAAAGAAGCCAACCAAGGACUUGACCGCCUUGCAGAUGAAAGCCAUAUGCUACCAGCUCACCCUAUGCCGGCAGCCAAGACUCGUCGCAAUGGGUUAGAAGGGCCUAUAUCAUUUGGAGAUGAGAUAUCCAAUCACGAGAAGCCAGACUCUGCUCUUCGUGCUCGAUCCUGGGUAUAUGCAGCUCAUUGUGCCAGCCACGUUACAAAAGAAGCUGUGUCCGAAAAGCUGGUGGAGGGCAAUACGGCUCUUGCCGAUGCCCAGCGCACACUGUCGGAGCUUGACAGUCUUCUUGGACUCGACUUAAGAGCAGGAAAUAAGGAUAGUGCAAAAAAGUCCCGAGAUAUCUGGGCAGUCUUGGAUGGAAACUUGGGUGUCAUCAAAGGGGACGGGCUAGAGUAG
This is a messenger RNA of Cadophora gregata, 1509 nucleotides long. RefSeq lists its product as uncharacterized. The coding region runs from base 1 to 1509 and encodes 502 amino acids. NCBI's taxonomy places the organism in Eukaryota, Fungi, Ascomycota, Leotiomycetes, Helotiales, Ploettnerulaceae. The transcript has a single exon. The record is from RefSeq and is a predicted model, not a curated record.